GUGCAGAAAGACUUAGCGGGUGCAAAACAAGACAUCUGUCUACUUUGUCUGUCUGUCUGUCUGUCUAUUUGUUUUGAGUUCACAGAGCAGGUUUUGGCGUAGCAGGUGUAUGUUAUGGCAUUUUCAAAUGUGUUUCAAUCAGGCCAUGUGCCUAGUGUUUUAGAACAAAUGUUGACAGAAAUAUCGUACCACAGGACUCGAGAAAUUUCCCAAUAUGCUAGAGAAGAUUCUGGCUUUGUACUUUUAAAUCCGACUACUUUUUGGACUGAUUUAUUUGUGCGUCAUUUUUUAUAUUAUUCUGAUGACAAAGUUCAUGAUGAUUUACUGUUCUUUGUUCGCAAGCACCAGAAAAGGACAUCGGCUCGAUAUAUUCCACAAUUCGAAACAGCAAUAGAAGUUUUUAGGAAAGAUUCUAGAAAGCUGCCAAUUGGUGAUACUGAUGUUGAUUGGGAAGAAACCCUAUACCUGAAUUUGAUUUUACAACAGUUUGAAUACACACUCACAUGUGCUGUCUGUACACGGACAAGUCCUAAAGAUUUACAGAUUCUUAAAAAAAAUUCACAGAGAGUAUAUGCAUCUCCAAGUAGGAGAAGUAUGGAUUGCAAAGGUGAAAUGGAAGAGAUAAGUUAUCCAAAUAUAUUUUUCACCGUUGACAAUUAUGAUGAGGUUUUUGAAGAUAUUUUGGUUCGAGAUGGUGAAAUUGUUUGUGUAGAGCUUGUAGCUGCAGACAAAGAAGGAGCUUUACAGACUGUCAUAUUUUUAGGUUCUAUUCAUUAUGAAGCUGUAAAAAGAGUUUAUGAUGCUAGGGCCAGUUUAUCAUCUCGGUUUGCACAGAAAGUAUCCCUGGGUUGGUAUCAAGGGCAGCAACGACUAGAAUUUGUCCAUAUGAGGGGACCGAAGGGAAAAGGACAUGCUGAAAUGGCAGUUACAAAACAGAAAGGUUCAGGUGUUGAAACACCUACUUCAGAACCUGGUUAUUCCAUUACAGAUUAUGAUUGGGAGGAUGUUGAA
Molecule: messenger RNA, 1011 nt
Organism: Stegodyphus dumicola
Lineage: Eukaryota; Metazoa; Arthropoda; Arachnida; Araneae; Eresidae
Source: RefSeq, a predicted model, not a curated record